Molecule: messenger RNA, 1510 nt
Organism: Pocillopora damicornis (cauliflower coral)
Lineage: Eukaryota; Metazoa; Cnidaria; Anthozoa; Scleractinia; Pocilloporidae
Source: RefSeq, a predicted model, not a curated record
CUCAAAGUGAUGUCAAAGAUCACAUUUUGCAAAGACCAUAACACGUUGGAUGAAAAAGGAAAAGUUAAUUUCGUUUAGCCUGAACGGGGAAAAGGGCGAGAGGACACAUUUAUCAUGACUAUUCCAGGAUUAAACCUCUAUAUCUGCUUCAUCUGGAUAGUUGUAUUGAUACACAAACAAGUGUCUGCAGUGGACUGUCAGGAAGAAUUUGAACGACUUGGGUGCCACGGUGCUUUCUUAGGGGCCUUGCGCCUUAUACCGGAGGUUUUGUUCAACGACUCCAACUUGCAAAGCAUAGAUGAGUUAAUUUGCAAAUGUGCAGAACAAACAAGGUUUAAGGGAUAUCGCGUUUUUGCGGUCCAAAAAGGAGGAUACUGCUGGUCAGGGAAAGAUGCUGAAACCUCAUUUCCUCUGGCUGGACAAGCAUUCGAUUGCAAAACCUUUGAUUCUAAAUCAUGUGGCAAAGAUGACAAAUAUUGCGUCGGAGAAGAAAAAUCAGUCUUCGUUUAUAGAUUACUGGAUAAUCAAAACCAUACUCUCACUCCACCGAAACCUUCAUGUCCAUCGCCGAAAUCGGAGCAUCACUACGAUUUGGAAUGCAAGGUGUAUAACUUAACGGUACUGAUGACGAACACUUCCUUUGAUGAUUUCUUAUGGUUUGCACAUUCGCCCCAAUUCAUUGAGCUCAGAAGAGAGUUUGAACUUGGAGUUUUGCAAGCGUACGAUGGAUAUGAUCCUUUUCUUGGCGUUACGACUUUGAGAUUCAGUGAAGCUCCGGGAGACAGCAACAUUGUGGUGCACUUUGCUAUCGAGUUUAAAGACAAGGGAGUCCAUCUUCAUAACUUAACUGCGGCAUUAGCAUGUCAAACUUUGGGCAAGCUCACUUUUCUCCCAUCAUUGGGUCAAGUUGCGUGUUACAAGGCACCUCCCCCUCCAGUCUGCCCACUUCCAUGUUUCUCUGCCUGUGCUCCACACUGUUACUCCAGCUGCUGCCAGCAGUACCACCCUUACUACUAUGCUCCAACACCGUCUCCUCCACAUGAUAUUAAUCCAGCUCCAUGCCCAGAAGGCUGCCCCAUUACAUGUGCACCUUUCGGAUGCACUACUCACUGCUGCAGCAAUGGUCAUAGUCUGCCGCAUUAUGUUUACGGGAAGCGUCACGAAGCUCCAAAGCCAGAGAAGCAAUCGAAAAUUGGCCACAUCUUCCGUAAACAUCAUGGGAAGAAUUAAAAGAAAAAAAUCAGGAGCAAAAAGAAUCAAAGAAACAAAUUCCAGCGAGAAGAAUUUUUGAUUUUUUCCUGAUUUCAUAUCAUGUAAGGUCUACCAGGCAAGAACUACAUUUCCCGAACUUGGGUUCAGAUAUUCAUCUGAAGCGUCAAAGUUAUUCCUAUCAGGCCUGAAGCCAUUGAUUCUAAUCAUUAUGUGAUAAUAAAUAGCCAAAUUUUGACUGUCUUAUCGAAUGCAAAAAUGUAAAAAAAAUUUUGACAAUUCCGAGAUUCCGAUUUACAUU